Salvelinus namaycush (lake trout) is the source of this 3630-nucleotide messenger RNA. Its product is annotated as ribosomal protein S6 kinase beta-1-like. The coding region runs from base 288 to 1823 and encodes 511 amino acids. Gene Ontology annotation, molecular function: protein serine/threonine kinase activity; ATP binding. Gene Ontology annotation, biological process: protein phosphorylation; signal transduction. The record is from RefSeq and is a predicted model, not a curated record. NCBI's taxonomy places the organism in Eukaryota, Metazoa, Chordata, Actinopteri, Salmoniformes, Salmonidae. The transcript is spliced from 14 exons.
CGGGCGAAAUCAUUUAACGAAAAAGUAUGGGGCAUCAUGGACAUUGGGCUACUAUUAAAGAUACUCAGCUAGCUACUAUCUAAUUUCAGCAGUGCGCGUGCUCAACACUUGGCUUUGUUUUUUCACCCUUUUUUUAAUUGUGUUUGGCCGGUAGCUAGCGGUACUGCUACUCGCAUGGGUUCUAUUUACUGUAGCCGGUUAUGUCGGUGAGGUGUGUUUCCAUGAGGCAGUGGAGAAGUUGAUACUUUAUUUCGGACUGAGUGAGAGAGAGGGACCAAGCAAACGCAAUGGCGGGGGUAUUCGACAUUGAUUUGGAUCAGGCGGACGAAAAUGUGUCUGAUGACGAACUCGGGGAUGGGACCCAAAUGAGCGAAUGCACGGAGCAAUGCAGCGGGUUCGAAUUUAACAUGGACGACUGUGAAAAGUUUGAAAUCUCUGAAGACAGCGUCAACAAAGGAACGGAGCAGAUUCGUCCGGAAUGCUUUGAGUUACUCCGGGUUUUAGGAAAAGGAGGCUAUGGAAAGGUUUUUCAAGUUCGUAAGGUGUCGGGUGCCACUUCGGGAAAGAUUUUCGCCAUGAAGGUCUUGAAGAAGGCGAUGAUAGUGCGUAACGCUAAGGACACGGCACACACCAAGGCAGAGAGGAACAUCCUGGAGGAGGUGAAGCACCCAUUCAUAGUGGACCUCAUCUAUGCCUUCCAGACAGGGGGCAAGCUGUACCUCAUCCUGGAGUACCUAAGUGGUGGGGAGCUGUUUAUGCAAUUGGAGAGAGAGGGGAUCCUUGUGGAGGACAAAGCAUGCUUCUAUCUGGCAGAGAUUUCAAUGGCUCUGGGACACCUGCAUCAGAAAGGCAUCAUCUACAGAGACCUGAAGCCAGAAAACAUCAUGCUCAACAACAACGGUCACAUCAAGCUCACAGACUUUGGACUAUGUAAAGAAUCAAUCCACGACGGCACAGUUACUCACACUUUCUGUGGCACCAUAGAAUACAUGGCCCCAGAGAUCCUGAUGAGGAGUGGACACAACCGGGCUGUAGACUGGUGGAGCCUGGGAGCUCUCAUGUAUGACAUGCUGACAGGAGCACCACCAUUCACUGGUGAAAACAGGAAGAAGACCAUUGACAAAAUCUUAAAGUGUAAAUUGAACUUGCCACCUUACCUCACACAAGAAGCCAGGGACCUUCUCAAAAAGCUACUAAAACGCAACGCCUCAUUACGGCUGGGGGCGGGCCCAGGAGACGCCUCAGAAAUUCAGUCCCACCCAUUCUUCAGGCAUAUUAAAUGGGACGAACUUCUCGCUCGCAAAGUGGAGCCUCCAUUCAAGCCUGUUCUGCAAUCAGCCGAUGACGUGAGCCAGUUUGACUCCAAGUUCACCAGCCAGACUCCUGUUGACAGCCCUGACGACUCCACGCUCAGUGAAAGUGCCAAUCAAGUCUUCCUGGGCUUUACGUAUGUAGCCCCCUCUGUGCUUGAAAACGUCAAGGAGAAAUUCCCCUUUGAGCAAAAAGUCCGCUCACCAAGAAGGUUUCUGGGAAGCCCAAGAACACCAGUGAGUCCAGUGAAGUUUGCUGGGGGGGACUGCUGGCCCCGGGCCCCCACCCAGGCUAGAGUCUCGUCCCUGCUGUCCCCUGGGGGCUCUGGGUCUGGAGACCAGCCCAUGGAGGUUGGUGUGGAGCAGAUGGACGUGAGCUCCAAAGCUACUGAGGUGUCUGCUCCCUUGCCCAUCAAAAAGCCCUCUGGCAACACCACCACAGGCGGCCCCUUCAAGAAGCAGGCCUACCCCCUGAUGUCCAAACGUCCAGAGCACCUCCGGAUGAAUCUAUGACGCUCAGCUCCAUCUAGAACUCCUCUUUUCUAAUUCCUCCUCCCCUGUUUUUUCUUUUUUUUCUUUUAUAAGCCUUAAAGAAAUGACUGACGGAGCGCUGAUCAUCGGCACCAAUCACCAGCUCCUCCAGACACACCUUCCAUCUCUGCCUCCCUCUCUCUCCUCUCUUUCCCUUUUUGAGCAGCUUGGGAGCCACAUGGGGCUUUCUACCCUAGCAGAUAUGAAUAAACUAUAGCAGUCUCCUGUUAGGGGCGACGAGGGAGAGAACUCCCUCCCACCAAUUAGAGCUUUAGUCAGACAACGAAAGGUCUUGACUACUUCCUAAUGCCCAGUAGGGUGUAGAUGCAGGAAGAGACGAGAGCAGUGCUGCUGCCUGAUUCUUGUGUGCUCCACUGGGAUAGCUUCUCAUAUGAUAUACUGGUGCUUUGUACUUUGUGUGAGUGGGGACAGACAGUGUUACUCAUGCAGCAAUGAUUUUCCUCACCAGGAGUGAGACGUUAUUGAUUUCUGAAGCCGUGUAAUAUAGACUUUUGAAGGCUGAAAGGGUGGAGAGGAUUUCCCCCUUAAAUGCCUUUGCUUCCUUUUUACAGGAUACAGUAUAGAUGGAGAAAAUUAUAAUGAACACAGAACACAAUGUUCUCAUGCUAUAGUAUAUUAGGCUGCAUUGUUCCAUUUAAAAAAAAGAUGGAAUCCACAAUGCCUUUCUUUCUGCUUUGUCACAUCCAGUCAGGAUAAAUCCUGUUGAACACAGCUGGGUCACGGCUGGGUUGUGUUCAGUAGGUAGAACACGUAUUGAAACUGAAUUAAACAGGAAGGUGCUAUCUGAACUCGUCCAAUGAACAGAUUUCUGUGAGCCUUACUGAACAUGACCCUGGUGUGGUGUCAUUGAUGGAGGUGCAGCUAAAAGCAAACAGAAAAACAAGGUGUAUGCUAUUUCAGCUGAAUGCAACACCACCUGCACCAUCUAUCUGACUGGAUUUCUCGGUAGAUACAAAACCUUUCUGUCUGUCUCUGCAUGUAGUACAUUGAAUGUAAACUGACUCGAAAUGCCUUUUCGAGUGUCACUUACUCAGAUGACCCACAUGAGUUCUCUUCACGGUUAAGAUGCAUGCAGGUUUAUUAUAAUAUUAUGGACCUAUUCUUUUUGGGCGUCCAGGAAAUGUGUCAUUGUCAGAUAUAAACCGAGGGCUCAUCUUUUGAAUUGAAAGAAGCAAAGCAUCAAGGCCAAAUUCUCAUCAUCACUGCCUUUUGUGUUUAGCUUAUCACCAGGUUACAUUUGUCUAAUGCACCUGGCUAGGUGCUUCACGGAUGCUUCCCUCAGUCUUUUGAACCCUUGGUGAUAUCAGUAGGGCUGUACCGCUAUGCUGGUUCCAUUUGAAAUAUGUGGUGACUUGAAGGUGUUGUAUGUAUGUAUGUAUGUGGUCUUUAACUGUGCGCCUCUGGAGAAAAGCCAUUUGAUCCUCUUCCCCAAACAUGAAACUUAGUCAAAUGAAUAAUAAUCCAACUAUAAGGUUCCAUCUAGCUGAAGGCAGUGUUCACACGACCAAGAGAAUGGUCAUACUUAACCAAAUGUGUCUGUUAUUUGAUAAAUGUGAAAAUGUUAACAUUUUACUUUUUUAAAACAUACUUUUAAAAACUCAGUCAAUAAGCAAACAGUUGUACUAUUCUGUUCCGUUUUGAACCAGGCAGUUUAUUUGGGUUGUUCGCUAGAAGUGCUCCUGAGUGGCGCAGCGGUCUAAGACACUGCAUCUCAGUGCUUGAGUGCUGCAUCUGUGCUUGAGGCGUCACUACAGACACCCAGGUUCGA